ACCUGCUUCCCACCUCACUUGCCCCCACACCAAGAAUCUACUUGUAUUAUUGUAUUAUUUUUCACUUCUAUAUAUCUAAAUCUAUUAAUAUGGUGUUCCUUUAUUUGUAAGCCUUCUAUACAUACAUCUUUCUCUAUGGACUUGAAUCAUUCAUCAUAUUCAUAUACUAAUUCCAUGACCAAAUCAGUGGCUGAUACCGACACCCUAACCACCGAAGAGAGCGGUUGGACUAGUUAUUUUGAGGAUUUUAUGGUUGCCCAACAACAAGAUCAUCAUCAAACAGAACUAUCUGAUGCUGGUUCGUACGCCGACUGGAAUAACAUAGCUAAUUCGAUGAAUGGCGCAGCCCCAAGAUUCCCCAAGAAACUGAAUCUUAUCAAGAAAUCAAGUAGACGAACAAGAGAUAAGAUUCUUUACGAUGAUUCUUUAGAAGAUACUGCUAGUUCUCCUGUUAAUAGUCCCAAGGUUGGGAGUCCACAAAUGGGGUUUAAUCAAAUAAAAGUAGAUGAUGAUAUCAUGCAGAAUUCUCUGGAGAAAGAAGGUGGAUUUGAUGGUCAUUUCCAACUUCUAAAGAGGGAAGAUCAAAGCAGGAACAUAACAUAUGAAGAAAACAACAAUGGAAGAACAGAUUUGAGGAAGAGAGGUUUAUGUUUGGUUCCUCUAUCCAUGUUUGUAAACUAUAUAUAAUAUGUGAUAAUCGAUAUAUAUGUAUAGACACAUAUUGACAUGAAGAGACAUGCCGCUCAGUCCAAUCACCAAUAAAUCCGACCAUGCAGAAGAAUUGAUGGAUGGUACGUGAAACUGUAUAGACUAGAUAAUAAGAUCAAUUCAAGGAAAAUGAAAGAGUCGAACUUGAGACAUUGUAUAUACUUUAAAGCCCAGUUGACUAUCAAAUCAUACAUCCUUCUAUUAUAUGUUGUAAACUAAGAUUUCUAAUAGUUAUUCUUUGCCUACAAAAGGCAAGGAUUGGCCUCUAA
Messenger RNA from Erigeron canadensis, 977 nucleotides. RefSeq names its product vascular-related unknown protein 1-like. The record is from RefSeq and is a predicted model, not a curated record. The coding region runs from base 136 to 687 and encodes 183 amino acids. The transcript has 3 exons. Lineage: Eukaryota; Viridiplantae; Streptophyta; Magnoliopsida; Asterales; Asteraceae. Gene Ontology annotation, biological process: xylem development.